Periconia digitata is the source of this 920-nucleotide messenger RNA. Lineage: Eukaryota; Fungi; Ascomycota; Dothideomycetes; Pleosporales; Periconiaceae. The record is from the annotation of a GenBank genome assembly.
UCUCCAAAGUUUCGUCGUGGGCGCAUGAGACUGCCUGUGAUGCGAAUCGGGCAAGUGUUUUCAUCGGAGAGGUUGAAGAGAAGUUGACCCUUGCAAGCAGGCAAACUACACCAGGCAUCAUCUUGAGGUGCUGAAAUCAACCCGGUCAAGCCAUCCAUCGCUCUUCCCGUGGUAUUCGCUCGCCCCACUUCGAGACAGUAGUAGGUGCUAUGUUUGCAUCUGUGGUAUCCAACUCCACGUAGGAAGUCACCUCAACACAUAUUCUGUGUAGUUCUAGAGAUUUUGUUUAUCCUCUCCUUUAGCCUGGCCUAAAAUCCUUUUUUAAACCCCUGUUUAGCUAAGUACUCUGGAAUUCACAUCGUUCCUAUGUGGUUCUAGGGAUUUCUGUUAGUCCUAUAGACUUUUCCCGGAAUCUUGGCCAAAUUUCGUCCGCUCCUUUGGCCUGACCUGAAGACCUUUCUUAAAACCCCGUCAAGCCAAGUACCCUAGCACCUCCAUGUAGGAACUCACCCCAACACAUAUUCUGUGUGGUUCCAGGGAUAUUUGUUAUGUCCUACAGACUUUUCGUCCGGCCUGUGACCACCAUCCUGAAUUCCUGACCAAAUUGACUACGCAUUUAACUCAGUGACGCAUGUCCCAACAACCCAGUGGAGAUGUACGGAUUUGAAAUGUGUGGCGUUGAGAGUGUUGGUACGCUCGUCGCCCUCUGCUAUAAAGAUCAGAGUUCCCACAAGGCUUUCCACUUCAUCCUGGCCAAAUGUCCAGCCUGUGGCCACCAUCCUGAAGUCCUAGCUAGAUUUCGCCCGGCUUUUGACCACUAUCCUGAAGUCCUGGCCAGAUUUUGUCCGCUCAUUCGGCCUGACCUGAAAACCAUUCUUAACUUUGUAUUGCGAGUUGAUCGUUCGAGGUCGGAUGGAUGA